Molecule: messenger RNA, 2762 nt
Organism: Camelus dromedarius (Arabian camel)
Lineage: Eukaryota; Metazoa; Chordata; Mammalia; Artiodactyla; Camelidae
Gene: KDELR2
Product: KDEL endoplasmic reticulum protein retention receptor 2
Exons: 5
Coding region: 123-761 (212 amino acids)
Biological process (GO): protein retention in ER lumen; endoplasmic reticulum to Golgi vesicle-mediated transport
Cellular component (GO): membrane; endoplasmic reticulum; cis-Golgi network
Molecular function (GO): ER lumen protein retrieval receptor activity
Source: RefSeq, a predicted model, not a curated record
CAGUUCGGCCACGUCCCUGGCCACGUCGCGCCCGCUCUCGCCAUCUUCGCCGCUUCAUCUCAGGGGCCGCCGCCGCUGCCUGAGCCACCGAGCGUGGGGCCGCCGCGCCGACCGCCGCCGCCAUGAACAUCUUCCGGCUGACGGGGGACCUGUCCCACCUGGCGGCCAUCGUCAUCCUGCUGCUGAAGAUCUGGAAGACGCGCUCCUGCGCGGGUAUUUCUGGGAAAAGCCAGCUUCUGUUUGCACUGGUCUUCACAACUCGUUACCUGGAUCUUUUUACUUCAUUUAUUUCAUUAUAUAACACGUCUAUGAAGCUCAUCUACAUUGCCUGCUCUUAUGCCACAGUGUACCUGAUCUACAUGAAAUUUAAGGCAACCUACGAUGGAAAUCAUGAUACCUUUCGAGUGGAAUUUCUGGUGGUCCCUGUGGGAGGCCUCUCAUUUCUAGUCAAUCAUGACUUCUCUCCUCUUGAGAUUCUGUGGACCUUCUCCAUCUACCUGGAAUCGGUGGCUAUCCUGCCACAGCUCUUCAUGAUCAGCAAGACCGGGGAGGCGGAGACCAUCACCACCCACUACCUGUUCUUCCUGGGCCUCUACCGCGCCCUGUACCUCGUCAACUGGAUCUGGCGCUUCUACUUCGAGGGCUUCUUCGACCUCAUUGCUGUGGUGGCCGGCGUUGUCCAGACCAUCCUGUACUGUGACUUCUUCUACUUGUACAUCACGAAAGUACUCAAGGGAAAGAAGCUCAGUCUGCCAGCGUAAGUGCCAAAGACCAUCAGCAGCCUCUGUCCUUCAGGGUGCUCGGACGGAAUUCUUACCACAGCAAAGGCACAAGAUGCUUGAGACGGAAAACCAGAAACUUAACUCUUUUGUUGCAGAUAGUCAUCAGUGGCUCUGUAAGAACCCAGAGGGAAAGAACCAGAGGGUUUCUGUUUAAUGCAUCUUGCCUUAUCUUUUUUUAUUACUAUGUACAAAGAUUUUUUUACACAAAGAAACAAUGCUGUAUUAAUAAAUUCAGUGUGUAGCUUCAAUUGGGGUAGUUCUAAAAGUGAAGAUUUUGUGAGGAAUAAGUGCAAACUUUUUUUUUUUAAUUCUUUGAAAUUGUUGAUUCCUUAUAUCUGCAAUGAAAUCGUGCUCCUUGACAGCUGGAAGGUUAUGUAUCUUCCAUCUCUCAAACUGCAUUCCACUAUAUUUAUUUUUUUGCCAAAAGAUGAAUUAUCUUUGUUUGAAAUCUGAGAUAGUAUGUCCGAUUUGGUACAUCUGUUCAAAUUUCUUCUCACCUGACGUGGAAAUCCUUCUUUGGAUGUCACAACACUACAUUUAAGGCUGGUAAGGAUGACUUGCAAGUCUUAGGUUUUUCAUUACCGAAAUUUUAACAUUCUGAAUGUAGAUGGAGUCUCAGUUAAGAGUCACCAAAGGUGCCUGCCCUCCUCCCCUACUGAGAAGCGUCAGUUUGAGACUGUCCCAGUGGUGUCAGAGAACUCGGUGGGCAGGGGCUUUGGGCUGCUUGCCAUCUCAGUGUGUGUGUGGGAGACACUGAUGAUUAUUUUGGAUCUAGGACUCCUCUGAGGAAUGGAACAUUAUCUGUCAUUUUAACUUACAAUUCCAGAAGAUUACUACAAGCAUGUCCAUGCUCAGAUUCAGGCUGUUUUCCAUAUUACUCUUGGACAGUAAAAUGAUUUUCUUUAUUUUAAUUGGCAGCACCAAUUGCCAUUCCUUUUACUCUUACUUUUUUAAUUUUUUGUUGUUUUUAUUGAGCUCUUGCAUGAUUUAUCUUGUGUUACCAUCCUAAAUAAACAUUUUAUUAAACGUAGAAUAAAUUGUCUUUUUUUAAUGAAUUAGGCUUUUGGAACAUCCUAUGUCAGGAUGGGUUUUUUUUUCAAUUGGCAACAAGAGCUCUGUAUAGGGCUGCAAACAUUUGUUCUCCACCUAGUAAUCUAAAACUUUCUGUAUUUUGUGGGAAAAUUGGAAUUUUCCUCCUGAUUUUGCCAUUAAAUUAAUUUGCAGCGUUUUUUUGAUUUAUGCAAAAGCAUACGACUUUGUUUUUAUGUGAUGCACCAUUGUUAAAGUGUUGAAUACUAACAGUGCUUACUACAAGAAGGGUGUAGUAUUUUUGCUUGCUGCAUUAAAAUAUCUUGUGGAGGAAGGGCGCUGGAUGGGUUUUAUUUUUAUCUUAACAUCUUUCUAAAUAGGCGGUGUAACUGUGUAGUUUAACCUCCCAUCUUUCUCUCGUUUUGCUUCCCCUCCAUUGCCUCAUGUCUUUGCUUUUGUGUAUCAGAGUCUCUUUCUUUCUGGCGUCCUAGUCUCAGUUUAGUUUCCGUUUUUAUCCUCCUUGGAAAAUUCUGAUAGCGUGCAGGAAGGGUGGGAAAUCCCGUCAUAAGUGGAGGAGACUCCUUGCUGCCCAAACUGGGCGUGGGUGGGGGGCUCACACAUGAUUUUGUGCAUGUAACUCAAACACAAGCUGGGAUCAUUCAUUGGAGAGCACCCUGCAUAGAGCAAGGAUCUGGACCUCGGCACGCCACCUGAUCUAUGAAGUAGCAAUGCCUCCAGUUAUUCUGCCCAAGUGAAAACAGAGUUGGUUGAGAUGUUGCCACCACCUGUGGCCCACCACAGUGACAUCUUAGCAGGCGCCUGAGGCGGGGCGCGGGGCUGGGGCAGAGUCCUGGCCACGUUGGAAACAAAGGCGUUGUAUCACAAAGCACUGUUUCAGAAUUACUUCACUUCCUGAAUAAAGGUUAUCAGGUAAUUCAUAUUUUUCAACAA